Cucurbitaria berberidis CBS 394.84 is the source of this 1653-nucleotide messenger RNA. RefSeq lists its product as uncharacterized. The transcript has 3 exons. Bases 1 to 1503 code for a protein of 500 amino acids. The record is from RefSeq and is a predicted model, not a curated record. NCBI's taxonomy places the organism in Eukaryota, Fungi, Ascomycota, Dothideomycetes, Pleosporales, Cucurbitariaceae.
AUGGCUUCCUCGCACCAAGGUAUUCCUACACUGCCAAGCAGCCUUCACGUUGCGGAGAUAUCCAGACACCCUCAAAGCAGUACUUACCGCCUACCACGGAUUCAGGGUACCGCAGAAGAAGCGAAGCAUGUCCAGCCCCGUACGCCUGUAACACCAGACCAGAGAUGGCGUCGACCCAAUCGGAUACUGGAUAGCCACAACACUGACAUUGUUGCGGACCGCUCUAUUACUCUACUACGACCUUCAGAUGCCCCAACGCUGCCACCUGCUUCGCCUUCCAGCAUAGCAAACACCCGCAUUCGUCGUUCCCAACAUGGCUUGACGCUUCUACAGUCCCCUGCUCGCGCGGGACAUACUGCGCGUAUGAGGCAGAUAUUCGAAGACGCUGGCCAUGAAUGCCGCACGACGCGACAUGAUCAGGGUGGAUUAUACCCACAGCUACCAAAUAUAUCCAGGAAGGCCUCGCCACCACUAUUCCACAACGGAUCAGUCCAACGAGCAGCGCCAUGUGUUUCGCCAGAUCGCCCACCGGCAUUUUCGUGCCCCUUAACGGGUGUACCUCUAGUCGUACCUCAACCGCAACAGUCACAGGCCAAUCUUUCGAGUAUGUCUGAGAGAACCUCGGGGUCGUGGUCGGAUGAUUCUGGCUACUUCGUCGCAAACUCACGGGGCCAAGCGUUAACCCCCUCUAUUUCACCCGAGGAUCGAAUCUACGAUUGGCUUCUGAGGGUCUCCAGGGUUGGAUCGAAUGCGACCGAAGAUGCAAUUGUAGAUCACAGUGACGAAGAUCGCGGAAGCCAUCAUGCAACGCAGGCCUCAAUUGAUGUACAAGAGUUCACCACUAAGCCCGAAAAAAUAGAUACAGAAAGGCCUGCUCAACACCCGGGCCAGCACCUUCAAGGGUAUCAGCUGUUUGUAUAUAACCAGACGAAGAGCCUUGACCCGUUCAUUGGCGACGACAAUGAUAGCGGUACUUGUCUGCCGCUCGGCUCAAGACGAAACCAAGAGCCCUUGUGCCUUCGAUCUUCUCGCAAUGUCCCACAAGCACAAGUUACUGAUUUCUAUAAGCGACGCGACUUCAACUGGUCAAGAGCUUCACCCCUCGAUAGCGAUGUAGACAGACCUGCUUUAAGCACCUUGUCUCACAUUCCGCCACUUCAUGACAACCAAAACAACCGAAGCACUCCGUCUGCACUUCGAACCUUGCAAGACGAUGAUCUCGAGCUCAGCCCACUCAGUCCAGAUGUCUGCAUCGAACGCGGGCCUUCUCGAUACCACGCUAACCGUAAGCUACUCAACCGUGGCCAUACUUCAACCCCUUCUAAAGAACGAUCCUAUAUUGAUGAUCAGUCUGCCGCACAGCUCAAGGAGAACGUCAACCUGAGGGACGACAAGCUUCCAGACUGCGGCAGUCCACUCGCAACACGCAGUGCUCGUGCAGGCACUAAAUUCCAGCGCUCUCAAUACAACACGCUCACUUUCAACAUCAAUAAACAUAACUAAUGAGCAUGCUGCGACAAGUUCACCUUAAAAUAGCCUUCAGAGUUGGCGAGGCACGCGAGGAUCAGGAAGAUAUUGCUGCAAGCCACUAGAGGGGAUGAGAGGCCCCACCCUGUUAUGCGCGUAUUUUCCGUAGUCAAAGAUAAUAUCCGC